AUGGUUAACUACGGAAUAUCAUUGGUUUUAAAUGACCCUCAACCAGAUAUUUUGCUAAAUGACGUACGAGACUUUGCCAUAUAUAAUAGCAUUGUGGGAGCAAUUAUAGUUGUGGGUUCAUAUAUAGCUACAGUGCUUAUGAAUAUAUCUGCUUAUAACCAGGUAUACAAGAUUCGUCAGGAGUAUUUAAAAGCUGCUUUAAAUCAAGACUUCGAGUACUUCGAUACACAUCAAACUGGAGAUUUUGCUAGCAAAGUGACGAGCGAUGUCAUAAAACUAGAAGACGGUAUAGGAGAAAAGCUGGCUACCUUCGUAUAUUAUCAAGUGACAUUUUUAAGUUCUGUUAUAAUGGCUCUUGUGAAAGGCUGGAAACUUUGUCUUCUAUGUUUAAUUUCGUUUCCUAUUACCUUAGUUUUAAUAGGAAUUGCGGGCUUUAUGGCAUCAAGAUUAUCUUACAAAGAAGCCGUUGCUUCUGCAAAAGCUGGAUCUGUCGCUGAGGAAGUAUUAUCAUCGAUAAGAACAGUAUUUGCUUUCAGUGGACAAAAGAAGGAAAUUGAUAGAUAUGAAAAACACCUGAUUGAAGCUAGGGGUAUCAAUAUUAAAAAAGGUAUUUUUAACGGAAUUAUAAUGGGCUUCAUUUAUUUCUGCUUAUUCGGUGCUUACUCUCUCUGCUAUUGGUUUGGAUAUAAACUAAUAGUUGAUGAACCAGAAACAUACAACGUGGACACAAUGAUGGCUGUAUUAUUUGGUGUUUUGAUGGGAUCAACUAAUUUCGGCAUAUCUUCUACUCUCAUGGACGCUUUUGGAGUGGCACGCGGAGCGGGAGCACAGAUCUUUAACUUAAUUGACAACGUUCCAAAAAUUAAUCCAUUACUCAAUCGUGGAAUCACUCCCAAAAGUAUAGACGGAGAUAUUGAAUUACAAAACGUAUUCUUUCAUUAUCCUUCAAGACCAGAUGUGCCAAUAUUAAAAGGUAUUAAUCUCAGUGUCAAAAAAGGCCAAUCAGUGGCGUUAGUUGGACAUUCAGGCAGUGGCAAGUCCACUAUUAUCCAGCUGAUAUCAAGAAAUUACGAUGUAAUAGAUGGCAAUGUACUAGUCGAUGGGACGGACGUCAAAAAAUUAUCUGUUAGGUGGCUGAGAGCUCAAAUUGGCUUAGUUGGUCAGGAGCCAAUACUUUUUGAUACAACAGUUCGUGAAAACAUAAGAUACGGCCGUGAAGACGCUUCAGACCUGGAUAUUGAAGAAGCUGCAAGAGCAGCUAAUGCACACGGAUUUAUUAUGAAGCUUCCGUUAGGAUAUGAUACAUUAGUUGGAGAGCGUGGAGCGUCGUUGUCAGGAGGACAAAAACAGAGGGUUGCUAUAGCUCGAGCACUUGUACGAAACCCAAAAAUAUUAUUGCUAGAUGAAGCUACCAGCGCAUUAGAUACAUACUCGGAGGCAAAAGUGCAGAAGGCCCUGGACAAAGCCCAAGAAGGUCGUACAACUAUUGUGGUAGCGCAUAGACUAUCAACCAUAAGAAAUGUCGACAAAAUAUAUGUUUUUAAAGAGGGGAAUGUGAUAGAAAGUGGAAGUCAUGACGAACUUCUUGCUAAAAAAGGUCACUUUUACGAUAUGCUCAUGCUUCAAGCAGCUCCACAUUUAAACGAGACUGAUCAAGGCACACAAUUGGAACUUUCUGAAUCCCUUUCGAAUGAGAAAGAAGAAGAGCUUUUCGAAAUGAGAGACGAAGAUUGCGAAGAAAGUCAAGAAGAACCUGAGAUUUCAUUCUUCAAAGUACUUAAACUGAACUCACCGGAAUGGAAGUCCAUUACUGCGGCCAGCAUAUGUGCAAUCCUAAACGGUUUUGCGAUGCCACUGCUAGCAAUUGUAAUGGGAGACUUUAUGGGUGUGUUUAUGUAUGGUAUAGCAGGAGAACAUCUUACCGCCAGGUUGCGUAAACUAUUAUUCGUACACAUGCUCCAACAGGAGGUUGCUUUUUUUGAUGAUAAAAACAACUCAACUGGAGCUCUUUGCGCUCGGUUAUCAGGAGAUGCUGCGUCCGUUCAAGGGGCAACAGGUCAAAGAAUCGGAACAGUCUUACAGGCCAUUAGUACAUUUAGCGUCUCAUUAGGAAUAUCAUUAUAUUAUGAAUGGCGUUUAGGAUUAGUCGCUUUAUCAUUGGCACCUAUCAUGGCAGCUGUGAUGUUCAAACAAGGGAGAAUGAUAACAGCUCAAACUUUUGGGACAGCUAAAACAAUGGAAGAUAGUUCCAAGAUAGCCGUAGAAGCGGUGGCUAAUGUUCGAACAGUGGCAUCACUUGGUCGUGAGCAAAUAAUUCUCAAUAACUACGCAACUCGGCUUUUGCCAGCACUAGUGGAGGCGAAACGAACCGCACAUUGGAGAGGUAUAGUCUUUGGGCUCUCUAGAGGACUUUUUAACUUCGUGUACUCCAUUGCCAUGUUUUAUGGAGGCAAUCUAAUGGUGUAUCAGGGAGUGUCAUAUGAAAUAAUACUCAAGUCAGCUCAAACAUUAUUAAUGGGCUCCAGUUCCGCAGCUCAAGCAUUUGCUUUUGCUCCAAAUUUCCAAAAUGGUUUAAAAGCUGCUGCUCGAAUUAUUAUUACAUUAAGAAGGCAGUCAAAAAUCGUCGAUCCCGCUAAACCUGCUGUCAAAAACUUUAAAGGGGCAGGCGAAGCAAAUAUAAGAAAUGUACAAUUCACAUAUCCAACAAGACCUCUAAUACAAGUACUAAAAAAUUGUAGCCUACAAAUCGAAAAAGGACAAACUAUAGCUCUAGUCGGUUCAAGUGGAUGCGGCAAGAGUACCAUCAUACAACUGUUAGAAAGAUAUUACGAUCCCGACGUCGGCACAGUGGAUCAAAGAGGUAUUCCAAUACGAAAACUCAAAUUAGCAGAUGUGAGACAGUCGAUAGGCUUCGUACAACAAGAACCUAUUCUGUUUGAUCGUACCAUAGAAGAAAAUAUAGCCUACGGUGACAAUUCACGGCAACCUAGUAUGGAUGAAAUAAUUGAAGCAGCUAAACAAGCUAAUAUUCACAAAUUCAUUGUAUCUUUACCAAUGGGUUAUGAGACCAAUAUCGGUUCAAAGGGCACCCAGCUUUCUGGAGGACAAAAACAAAGGGUUGCCAUAGCAAGAGCUUUAAUAAGACGACCAAAGAUGUUACUGCUGGAUGAAGCUACUAGUGCUUUGGACACAGAAAGUGAAAAGGUGGUUCAAGAGGCCCUGGAAGCAGCUAAAGCGGGUCGUACGUGUGUUAUGAUCGCUCACCGACUGAGUACAGUUCGUGACGCUGACGUUAUAUGUGUACUCAAUAAUGGAAGUGUCGCAGAACGAGGAACACACGCAGAGCUACUAGAACUCAAAGGACUUUAUUAUAAUCUAUAUACGAAAGGAAGUGCAUGA
Molecule: messenger RNA, 3399 nt
Organism: Danaus chrysippus (African queen)
Lineage: Eukaryota; Metazoa; Arthropoda; Insecta; Lepidoptera; Nymphalidae
Source: the annotation of a GenBank genome assembly